GACGUUAAUCCGUUCGUCCCUAUACGCUGGUUGUUUCGUCCGGCUCAUAGAAUCCUCCGAAAGACACAAUAAAUACCUAAAUCAAUCGAACUUUUUCAUUUCAUAAGAGAAACCCAGGUUCAUAAUUUUCACUGUUUUCAUUUCCUUUAUCGUUUGAUCCCCUAAUUAAACCAUGCAAUUGGUCAUCUUCCUGAGCUCUCUGUUUCUGUUUCUUCUCUGUUCUCUUGCCAAGCUCUUGCACAAGCUAUGGUGGAACCCGCUCAGGAUACAGAGGAUGAUGGCCCAACAAGGGAUCUCUGGCCCUCCUUACAGGUUCCUCCAUGGAAGCACCAAGGAAACAAUCAAGAUGAAGAUGGAAGUCAGGAACACGCCCAUGAACAAUCUCUCUCACGACAUAUUCCCUAAGAUUCACCCUCAAGUCAACACAUGGAUAGACACUUACGGGAAGAAUUACCUGAGUUGGCACGGACCUCAAGCUCAACUGGUCAUCACAGAGCCAGAGCUUAUUAAGGAGGUGCUACUUGACAGAGAGAAAACAUACCCAAAAACAGGAACUAAGGACUUUGCCAAGAAGCUUCUCGGAGAUGGGCUCGUGAGUACAGUCGAUGACAAGAAAUGGGCGAACCAGCGUAAACUCGCCAAUCACGCUUUCCAUGGGGAAAGUUUGAAGAAUAUGGCACCGGCAAUGGUGGAGAGUGUUCACACAAUGCUAGGAAAAUGGAAGAAUCAAGAAGGGAAAGAGAUCGAGGUGUUCGGAGAGUUUAAAUUAUUGACAUCCGAAGUGAUUUCAAGAACUGCGUUCGGGAGCAGCUAUGUUGAGGGGAGGAACAUUUUUCAGAUGUUAACAGAAUUGGCUACGUUAACAUCCAAAAAUGCUUUCAAUAUAAGAUUACCAGGAAUAAGGGAUUGAAAUUAGGGUUUUUCCGUCGUUGCUUGGCCUCCACCGUCGCUGGGCCGCCGUCGCUUGCUCAGCCGCCAUUGUUUAGUGUUGUUCGAACGCCCUCAAUGGCACGUAAGGGAGCACCGGCCUCGGUCGCCGGAGCCUAGGUACUGGAAGACGGAAGCCAGGCACUUGUCGAGGAGAUCGGAGAUGGAGAGGGAGACAUCAAUGGCGGCGCACUCAUCGACGGCCUCCUCGAGCAUCGGCUAGAUCACAGCCUUCGACUUGGCUGCAGUGGCCGUCGUCGGGGUUGGGGUUGGGGUCAAGGUCGAAGCCACGGCCGCCCGAGUGGCCAUCGUCGGGGGUCGGGGUUGGGGUCGGAGCCACGGCCGUCAGUGGCCAUCGUCGGGGUUGGGGUCAGGGUAGGAGCCACGACCGCUGAGUGGCCAUCGUCGCAAUCAGGUUGGGGUCGGAGUUGCGGCCACCGAAUGGCCAUCGUUGAGGUUGGGGUUGGGGUUGGGGUCGAGCCGCGGCCGCCGGCGUGGGGGCCGUUGAGGACCAGCAAUUGGCCGGAGAUUUAGGGUUUUGAAUCGGGGGAAACACCAAACGGUGUCGUUUUGGUGUUAGGAUGUGACUAUACUCUUUGGCAAGCACAUUAGCUUCAAAAGUUAAUAAAAAAAAUAUUACGUCGGAUUUCCAGCCAACCGGAUUAGAGUUGGCACCAAAGUGAGCGUUUUCAAACUUUUUGGUAUUUAAAUAAUC
Eucalyptus grandis is the source of this 1642-nucleotide messenger RNA. Its product is annotated as cytochrome P450 CYP749A22-like. The transcript has 4 exons. The coding region runs from base 173 to 910 and encodes 245 amino acids. Gene Ontology annotation, molecular function: iron ion binding; monooxygenase activity; oxidoreductase activity, acting on paired donors, with incorporation or reduction of molecular oxygen. The record is from RefSeq and is a predicted model, not a curated record. NCBI's taxonomy places the organism in Eukaryota, Viridiplantae, Streptophyta, Magnoliopsida, Myrtales, Myrtaceae.